AUGGGUCACUCAUUCACCGACCUAUCUCCAGAGCUAUUUCGUCAGAUAUUCGGCUACUUUUGUCUGCACUGCUGCGGCAAAAGAAGAGACUAUCUCAUCGAAGACCCCGUAGACUUGGCGGAGAAUUACUGUAAGGACCGCAAGGUGCUUGUGGCGCUAUGUCUUGUCAACAGACGCUUUCGCGAUUUUAGCCAGCACAUACUCCAUCAUGUGUUCCUCAUUGCGCCUUCAAAACCUGGCCUUGUGCGACAGCCUUCGGUAGAGACAUCAUUGGCUUCUUUUAUAAGGACCAUCGCUUCAAAGCCUCAUCUUGUCACGGCGACCAAGGCGGUAAUCUUCUUCCACACACUGGAGGCGCCAAACGCUCGAUUGGACGACGCGCAAAAGGCAUUUAAACAUGUUGCUGAAGCCACAGGAGUGCAACCAUCAGAUAUUUGGGACCGAAGAAAGAACCUGGCGCCUUACCGCGAUGACUUCCUUCGGGAACUGAUACUUGGCAAAGCCCACUCUCGAUGCACUUCAGAGGUAAUAGAGUGGCAUGUGAAUACUCUGGCGACUGAGUUGUUGUUCAUUCUCAUUGCCCUGUUACCUGACCUCCCACAUCUGGCUCUCGAUGUCUCGAUCCAUCAGACAUUUGAUCAGAUAGAAGCGCUCAAAGCUCUGGGGGUCUCUCAUCUGUCGCUAAAAGCCAUAGAGAUCAACGGCGCUUUCUAUACAGUAUGGCUCUCGUCACAGAUCCUCAUCCGCUCACCAGAUCUUGAGACUUUGUGUUUGUAUCAUGCGACAUCGCUGCCCGACAUACCGAGUCUCAAGGCCCUUCAUCUUCGCAGAUUUCGAAUGAGUGUCGACCAACUUAAAUCCAUGAUUUCUUCCUGUACUGGUCAACUGAGAACCUUUACAUACGAGGCUUCGGAGAUAGUCGCCUUCCACGUUGAUGAAAACUCCCCUUUCAUGAUACAAGCUUGCGAUGCUGUCAAGGUUCUUGAAAGAUAUAAUACAAGUCUUGAGUCGCUUCAUCUUGACCUCCGUAUCCGGAUUCAUAUGAGUCGAGAUACGAAGAUUGGGCCAAUGCCAAGUCUGGAAGGCUUCACAGCGUUACAGGAACUAUUUAUCAACACUGACGCAGUAUACAACACUCAAAGCCUCGAGUUACAGCUGCCUGAUGACGUGUCACUCACACGAUUUCUCCCUCCCAACAUCAUGUCACUUCAUAUUGUGGAACCUGACCUUCCCUCCUCUUCUGAACGUCUACAAAAAGGACUGGUCGGUCUUGCAGAUGUGAAGAGACUGGAUCCGAGUCGGUUUUCCAAGCUCAAGCAAGUAACAUGCGAUACCAAGAAAAUAUUUGAAGAACACUACAUUAAGAAUGCGCUGUCCGAGGUAGGGAUUGAUUUAGUUUACAAAGAGUUCCCGAGGCCGGAUUGGAGCUACGAUCGAAUUCCUUUUUCGGUUUUGCUUGAUGAGUACCGGAAAGAGUUUCAAAUAUGUGGUGAUAUGCCACUGCCAGGCGAAUUGUCUGAUGAUGAUUUGUAG
This is a messenger RNA of Fusarium venenatum, 1533 nucleotides long. RefSeq lists its product as uncharacterized. Lineage: Eukaryota; Fungi; Ascomycota; Sordariomycetes; Hypocreales; Nectriaceae. The record is from RefSeq and is a predicted model, not a curated record.